GCAUAGAAUCUCUCUUCCUCCCCAACUCAAAAUUCUCUGUGGGGGAAAGCUUCAAGAGUUGUCAUCUCCCCCAUGGCCUCUACAGCUCCCUGAAGAAUAUCUCCUACAAACUAGAAAGAUGCUAGAUUGCAAAGGACAAGCCAACACCGGCUUCCUGAGAACCGACUUCAAUCACAGCUGUCAGAAGAUACUUCCAAGGGAAUUUUCCUAGAAUCAGGUUAACAGUCAAGAUGGUACAUGCUGAAGCCUUUUCUCGCCCCUUGAGUCGGAAUGAAGUUGUUGGCUUAAUUUUCCGCUUGACGAUAUUUGGUGCAGUGACGUACUUUACUAUUAAGUGGAUGGUAGAUGCAAUUGAUCCGACGAGGAAGCAAAAAGUAGAGGCUCAGAAACAGGCAGAAAAAUUAAUGAAGCAGAUUGGGGUGAAAAAUGUGAAGCUUUCAGAAUAUGAAAUGAGUAUUGCUGCUCAUCUAGUAGACCCUCUCAACAUGCAUGUUACUUGGAGUGAUAUAGCAGGUCUAGAUGAUGUCAUUACGGAUCUGAAGGAUACAGUCAUCUUACCUAUCAAAAAGAAGCAUUUAUUUGAGAACUCUAGACUUCUGCAGCCUCCAAAGGGUGUGCUUCUCUAUGGCCCUCCGGGCUGUGGUAAAACGCUGAUCGCCAAGGCCACAGCCAAAGAAGCAGGCUGCCGCUUCAUUAACCUUCAGCCCUCAACCCUGACCGACAAGUGGUACGGAGAGUCUCAGAAGUUGGCGGCUGCUGUUUUCUCCCUUGCCAUAAAGCUGCAGCCAUCCAUCAUCUUUAUAGACGAAAUAGACUCCUUUCUAAGAAACCGUUCCAGUUCUGACCAUGAAGCUACAGCCAUGAUGAAAGCUCAGUUUAUGAGUCUCUGGGAUGGACUGGACACGGAUCACAGCUGCCAGGUCAUAGUGAUGGGAGCUACUAACCGUCCUCAGGACCUUGAUUCGGCUAUAAUGAGAAGAAUGCCCACGAGAUUUCAUAUCAACCAGCCUGCUCUUAAACAAAGAGAAGCAAUUCUGAAACUUAUCUUGAAAAAUGAAAAUGUGGAUAGACAUGUAGACCUGUUAGAAGUUGCCCAGGCAACUGAUGGGUUUUCAGGAAGUGACCUGAAAGAGAUGUGUCGGGAUGCCGCACUCCUCUGUGUCAGGGAAUAUGUUAAUUCCACAUCAGAAGAAAGCCAUGAUGAAGAUGAAAUCCGGCCUGUGCAACAGCAGGACCUGCAUCGGGCAGUUGAGAAGAUGAAGAAAUCAAAGGAUGCGGCGUUUCAGAAUGUUUUAACACAUGUCUGUUUGGAUUAAGAGCAAAGAUCGUUGUAAGUUCAGUGGUCUGGUUUGAUGUGCCCGCGUACCAGGUGGUAGAAAUGGAGUGGAAAGAGUGCCCUGUGAGCAGUGAGGGAGUUCAGUGUGUGAUUUUAUACUUUGAAUUCUAAGUUAUUGAGAUGCAGCUGUUGUAUAAACGGUAUUCCCACUUGUCAGAAUCAUGAGGAGGAACGGUUUGAUCCAGCCUGCGUGUGGGUGCUUGUGUCUGACCUCUUUAGCCAUAUGUUGUCACAGCCUUAUAGAAUCUAAGCUGGUCUUAAAGUAAUAAAUGAUUCAUUGGGUCUCGUGAGAAGUGGGUAUGUGAUUAGAGGUGCUGGUUCCCAGAUGUGUGAGUGUGUGUGAGUGAGUGUGAGUGUGUAUGUAUUAAAUGUAUAUAUCCACACAUUUUAUAUCAACAUUCUGUAGAUAUGUUUGAAUACAGAAACUUUUUUUUACCCCAGCUACUGAAUCCAAAAGUACCACAUAGUAUAUAGCAAAACAGGUUUAAUGCCGUGUCUAAAAGGUACAGUGAUUCAGCCGUUGCCAGGUGGUGUUUCAGCCUUUCUCGUUUGGGUAUUUCUCUGCUGCAGUUGUCAGGAUAAUCAGUACUUGUUCAGUGGUGAGCACUGAAUGGUUGUUAGGCAGUCCUGUAAUCAACAGAGUUCACUUCUUUCUGCAAGCACAUUGAUGAAUAGACUUUGUUGAAAGUUUUGAGUUGAUCGAAAUGGGUUUGAGAAACUUCAGUGUCCUUCAGUACAGGUGUGUAAUUUUCCUUUCCUCAUUUAAUGUAACAGAGUUCUGUUGUAACCAUGUUUUUCAAAUGUUGUUUUAAAGUUACAUGUUCUUUAAUCAGGAAAAAAUGAGUUUAAAACAAGUAACUGUUACUAAAUGUGUUAAAAAAAAUACUCAUUUUGUAAUUAGAAUUUUUAGUUUUCUUAUUAUCAGGAGUGCCCUAGUUAAGAACAGGCAUACACCUCAAAGUCCUCAUAUUGUAUCUGGAGUCAUUUGAUGUUAUGUGAAGCACACACAUAUGAAAGAAAAUUUUUUCAAAAUUUUCCUAUCAGUGUUUUGUUCCAGGCACUUAAACCCAUCGGGAAGAAAAUGGCACCACACAAUCCUGUGAUGCCUUCUGAAUCAUCAGAAAGAUUAAACCAUGCCUCAUGUUCUUGUUUUUGUUGCAUUUCUUUGAAAUCUUCAAUCUUUAUUCAUGAGUCACUGGACUAACUUCUCUGAUGUCUUUCAUGAGAACUUAUUGGAUAGUUUACUGUUCGCUUAUACUUUGAAUGGUGCAUAGAGAUUGCAGAGUAAUUUGGAUAACAAGUAUACAAAAUAUUUGAAGAUAAUGAAAAAUGGAAUGCAAAAUACAAGAUACCAAAAAUAAAAAAAAUUGUCCCAUUUUUAAUAACAUUAUUAGACUUAUUUUAUAAAUGUGUAAUAAAAGGGUCCUACAUUAUUUUUUCAUCUUUUAAUCCUUGGUCUUUUUCAAGUUACUUCAAAUUUUCUGGGGUAUUUUAAGUUUGUAGAGCUUGUAUUUGGAUGAUUUUUGUCUUCAGAUGGAAAUUCUAGAAUUCUGUUCAUUCUGUCUUUAAUGUGAACUUCAGUAAUCAUUUAAUUUUCACCUGGCAAUGUGUUACAUGAAAA
Molecule: messenger RNA, 2957 nt
Organism: Ochotona princeps (American pika)
Lineage: Eukaryota; Metazoa; Chordata; Mammalia; Lagomorpha; Ochotonidae
Gene: ATAD1
Product: ATPase family AAA domain containing 1
Exons: 11
Coding region: 231-1316 (361 amino acids)
Cellular component (GO): mitochondrial outer membrane
Molecular function (GO): ATP hydrolysis activity; ATP binding
Source: RefSeq, a predicted model, not a curated record